UGUGAAUCAACUUGGAGGAAACCGACUCGAUUGAAUCUUCUAAGCGCUUCGGGUGUUUGAUGUAGUUCGACGGAAUGGCCAUCAGAGGCGUCGAUUUCAAGUGGUAUGAUGGAUUCUUCAUGUCCAUGCUCGCGACAAGUGUAAUCAUUGUUUCGAUCAAUUGGAAGCGUUAUCAUCUCUGUACAUAUCCUUUGCAUUUAUGGAUUGUGGUUGACUAUACCACUGUCUUUGUUUUCCGGCUAUUAAUGUUUCUCGAUAAUGGCCUUGCUGCGGGGAUGGGUUUGGAUCUUGGGUGGCAGCAAAGAUAUGCUCGCUUCUGUGGAAGAAUUGUGGUUCUUUCAAUUCUUUCACUGCUACUUUAUCCGUUCCUUUGGGCUUGGACUGUAAUUGGGACCCUUUGGUUUACAAGUGCAAGAAGCUGUUUGCCUGAGGAAAGUCAGAAAUGGGGUUUCCUUAUUUGGUUGCUUUUCAGCUAUUGUGGUCUCAUUUGCAUUGCCUGCAUCUCCACAGGAAAGUGGUUGGUACGAAGGCAAGCGCAUCUGCUACGUGCUCAACAAGGGAUUCCGAUUUCAGAACAUGGUGUUUUGGUUGACAUGAUCCGGGUACCUGAUUGGGCUUUUGAAGCUGCUGGUCAGGAGAUGAGAGGGAUGGGCCAAGAUACAGCUGCAUACCAUCCAGGACUUUACUUGACAGCAACCCAGAGAGAAGCAGUGGAGGCACUUAUACAGGAACUUCCGAAGUUUAGGCUAAAAUCUGUUCCAACUGAUUGCAGUGAAUGCCCUAUCUGCCUUGAAGAGUUCCGUGUAGGUAAUGAGGUUCGUGGGCUCCCAUGUGCUCACAAUUUCCAUGUAGAGUGCAUUGAUGAGUGGCUUCGGCUGAAUGUAAAGUGUCCACGUUGCCGAUGCUCUGUCUUCCCUAACCUUGACCUCAGUGCCCUCUCCAAUUUCCAUGCUGAUUCUGGACGGACGUCUGCCAGUGCUGUGACCACCACAAGCUAUGUGCGAGCUCAGCCUGUUGGCCAGAGUUAUCUGUUGAGGUUGCAGGGACUGCUCAGACCAAUCCGAACGGAGAAUGCCGUACCAGGCAAUGAUGUGGAAAGUGCGUUGGCAGCUGCUGAGGAUGGAAGAUUGGCGACAGUGACUCAAAAUCCCACCAGCAUUACUCAUGCUCCAGUGAUGGAAUGCAUAGUUGUUGACCAGUCAACCCAGCUUCAACAUUAACAGUACCCGAUUCAUAGUCUA
Molecule: messenger RNA, 1241 nt
Organism: Telopea speciosissima
Lineage: Eukaryota; Viridiplantae; Streptophyta; Magnoliopsida; Proteales; Proteaceae
Product: E3 ubiquitin-protein ligase SIS3-like
Exons: 11
Coding region: 75-1220 (381 amino acids)
Biological process (GO): sugar mediated signaling pathway
Molecular function (GO): ubiquitin-protein transferase activity
Source: RefSeq, a predicted model, not a curated record